This is a messenger RNA of Cotesia congregata, 3161 nucleotides long. NCBI's taxonomy places the organism in Eukaryota, Metazoa, Arthropoda, Insecta, Hymenoptera, Braconidae. The record is from the annotation of a GenBank genome assembly.
AUGGCUGCUCUGCCGUCACCCACACAGGUGGCUGGAAGCCAUGAAGCUAUUUAUGAGGCUUAUUACAACCAGGUGGAUCCAAAGGGAUAUGGAAGGAUUGAAGCAAUGGAUGCAGCGAGGUUUCUUAAAAAAUCCCAGCUGAGUGAUGUGAUACUCAGCAAAAUAUGGGACAUGGCCGACCCACAGUCUAGGGGUUCACUCGAUAAAACGGGUAUGUUUGUCGCCCUAAAAUUAUGUGCCUUUGCCCAAGCUGGACGCGAAUUGAACAUCGCUAAUUUGAGUCAAGAUAUAGCUCCACCAAAGAUGGGUGACAUUAAACCAGUUAUCAAAAAGAGUCCGGCCGUCCCUCCGCCACCUGUUAUUUCAGCAGUAAACAGUAGUGACUGGUCGAUAAAACCGCAUGAACGCAUUAAAUACGAUCGUUUGUUUGAUGACUUACAGCCAACGAAUGGUUAUAUACCUGGUAAUAAAGUAAAAGGUCUUUUGAUGGAUAGCAAACUGCCUAUGGACACUCUUGGCAAAAUAUGGGAUCUUGCUGAUAUUGACAAGGAUGGAAUGCUGGACAGGCAUGAAUUUGUCGUCGCUAUGCAUCUUGUUUACAAAGCUUUGGAAAAACAUGCGAUUCCAAGUGUUUUGCCGCCGGAAUUGAUGCCACCUGGAAAAAGAAAAGAUGCUCCUCUUAUCGCUGACCUUUCAGCUCCAGCGAUGGUAGCUGCUAAAAUACCGCCUAUACCACCACUACCAUCUGCAUCUGCGAUCAAUAAUUUAGUGGGUUUACAAUCCGUCAAGCCUCCAUCACAGCAACAACCUGUACAGUGGGUCGUAUCAGCAGAAGAUCAAGCUGCUGCAGAUAAAUUAUUUUUACAGGCAGAUAUGGAUAUGGAUGGAUUUGUUUCGGGUACUGAGAUCAAAGAUGUUUUUCUUCAAAGCGGACUCCCACAAUCUAUACUCGCUCAUAUAUGGGGUCUUUGUGAUUUGGGUCAGAGUGGCAAGCUAAACAAAGAACAGUUUGCACUUUCAAUGUGGCUAAUAAAACAAAAGUUAAGAGGAAUCGAUCCUCCUGCUUCACUCAUGCCUGACAUGAUACCUCCGUCUUUGAGGAAAUUUACUGACAGUGGAGUAGCAGAGAACAAUAAUGUUCCGACCUAUUCAAAUCCUGAACUGGAUAUGAUCAGUAUAGAUAUCGCGGAUUUAGCUCGUGAGCGGCGCAUGAUGGAACAAGAUAUCGCACAAAAAGAAGCAGAUAUUAAAAUAAAAAAUGGGGAAAUUAAAAGCUUGCAAAGUGAGCUAGAUACUUUAGCUGCUACUUUAAAACAAUUAGAAAAUCAAAGAGGAGAGGCACAAAAGCGACUGAAUGAUUUAAAAACUCAGGUGGAUAAGCUGCGUCAACAAGCAGAAGAACAAGAGACAGUUUUAAAAUCCCAGGAAGAUGAACUUAAUAGCAAGCGACAAGAAUUAGAGGGUCUUCGUCAGGAAGAACAACAGCUUGAGCAGCAACAAAAUAAUAGUCGAGACCAAUUAAACGAAUUAACUAAAAACCUACAAAAUACUCAGCUUCAAAUAAGCCAAGCAAAAGCUAAAAUUACUGAUUUGGAAGAACAGCAACGUCAAAUGACCGAUGCUAUUGCGAUUUACGACUCAGCCUUGGCAGCAGGAGACCCAAAUCUUGUUCCGGAUACUAGUCUACAAUUUAAUCCGGAAAUAGAUGCACUCGAACUUGAAAAUGAAAACUCAACAAAAGUCAAUGGUUCGAGUGGCGAAAAUCAAGGACCUAACUCGUUUAUAGGAAUGAAUGGAUCAUCAGACGGUUUUGGAAAUCAAAAUGAUCCAUUUUCAUCAAACAAAGCUAAAGAUACAUUCGGAAAUGGUGAAGGUGAUCCAUUUACUAAUUUCGAUGGAAGGACAAUAUCAUCUGGGUUUGCUAGUGACCCAUUCGCUGCGAAGAGCAAACAAGAUUCAUAUGAUCCAUUUGGUGACAAUAAAAAAAAUGAAAAACCAGCUAUGGAAACUGCAAAAGAUCCCUUCGGAGAUGAUCCUUUCGCAAAUCUUCACGCGCCUACUCGUGCCGAAAGCCCAAGUCCUGCACUUCCACCCAAAAAAGCUAAGCAACCACCACCAAGACCUGCACCACCUCGACCGGCAAGUGGACCAACUGGGCCACUCCGAGCAGCACCUGUUCCUCCCACGCCUUCACCAACACCAGAUCCAUUCUCUAACAGUAACGCAGACCCAUUUGCGGCUCAAAAUGAUAACAACAACGGUAACACCGGUUUUGGUUCAACUGGUUCUGGAUUUGCAGAUUUCGCAAAUUUUGACGCCAAGCCGGACUUACAACCCACGCGAACGGCACCAGCGAGGCCAAUGAGCAGACCACGCGCUACACCAACGCCAAGUCAAAAGUUACCCGACUUUACGGAGGAUCCAUUCAGAGACUACCGCUAUGAAGAUCCAUUCGAGAUUGCAGAUCCAUUCGCCGACGAAGAUGAUACAAAUGCAAAUACAAAGAAGAGUCCAACCAGUGUCACCAAUGGCCGUAAACUUGAUCCAUUUGGAUUGGAGACAACAGCAACAUCAGGCAACAAUUAUUCUUUUAAAGAUAAAGAUUCCUUUGACAAGGGCUUUGAUUCUGAUUUUUCAAAAGCAUUUCCCUUAAUUAAAGAAAAUAUUGAUAAAAUGGGUAAUUUUAUGACUGAGACUAAAAAUAAUUCAUUUAAAAGCAUAAAUGAAUUUGAAUUUGCAAAUAACAGUAUAACUGAGACAACAAAGUCAACCAAUAAACCUAUUAAUUUUGAUGAAGCUUUUGCACCAAAAAAAACUGACAAAAAUCUCAAUUAUUCUGGUCGAAAUAGCGCUCAGGCAUUCGAUGAUAUGUUUACUCACGAUAAUUCGCAUAUUAAUAAAAAUAAUAACAAUAAUGCUACAUGGAAUGGUCGAAAUAAUACCUCUAAAGGACUAACAGAGCAGCAACAACUCGCUUGGGCAGCUCAACAAAGUUUGCGUGCUGAAGAAGAAAUAUUGCGGCGCAAAGCUCAAGAAGAAGCCGAUUUUGCUUAUGCGAUUGAGCUCAGUAAGCAGGAGAAUGCAGGAAAAUUUUAAGUUUAAAAAAAUAAAUAAAUAAAUAAUAAAUAAAAAAAAAAAAAGAAAAAAAAUUGUAUCAAUAA